Thamnophis sirtalis is the source of this 583-nucleotide messenger RNA. RefSeq names its product ribosomal protein L27a (gene RPL27A). Gene Ontology annotation, molecular function: structural constituent of ribosome. Gene Ontology annotation, cellular component: ribosome; cytosolic large ribosomal subunit. The record is from RefSeq and is a predicted model, not a curated record. Lineage: Eukaryota; Metazoa; Chordata; Lepidosauria; Squamata; Natricidae. Gene Ontology annotation, biological process: translation.
GGGAAGGGGACACGAAAUCUCGCGAGAAGUUGCUUUCCAACUUCCUUCGUUCUUUUUGUCGUCGAUCGAGCAAGAUGCCUUCCAGACUGAGGAAGACAAGGAAACUAAGGGGGCACGUCAGUCACGGCCAUGGACGUAUUGGCAAGCACAGGAAACAUCCAGGAGGCCGUGGAAAUGCUGGCGGUAUGCACCACCAUAGAAUUAACUUUGACAAAUACCACCCUGGUUAUUUUGGAAAGGUUGGUAUGAGACAUUACCACUUGAAAAAGAACCAGCACUUCUGCCCGACAGUGAAUCUGGAUAAGCUGUGGACGCUUGUUAGUGAGCAGACAAGGCUGAAUUAUGCUAAAAAUCCAGCAGGACUCGCUCCAGUUAUUGAUGUUGUACGCUCUGGAUAUUACAAAGUCCUGGGCAAAGGAAAGCUACCCAAGCAGCCUGUCAUCGUGAAAGCAAAAUUCUUCAGCCGAAGAGCAGAAGAGAAAAUCAAGGAAGUUGGAGGAGCCUGUGUUCUAGUGGCAUAAAAGUUUAUAUAUGUAUGCAAACUCAAAUCACAGGCAUGAAUAAACUAUUUCAAAUGUUGGAA